AUGCAGGACGAGUGUAAUGGCUUUAUCUUUUCUUGUCGUGGCAAGCCUAAAGAUACUUUAUUAUUAGGUCCUGAUAGUCGGACUAGCAAAACCUCUAAAAGUGAUAAAACUUCUAAAAGUGAUAAUCGUGUUUUUGCCUUUUCAUUUGCUAAAUGUCCUAAUAAGGUAAUAUCAGUUGGAAAGACAGGGGGUGGAGUUGAUUUAGAUCGGAGUAAAAGUAAGGUUAGUAAGUCUAGUGUUAAUAAGGUUAGUAAAACUAGUGCAGCAACUAUUACUGCUAAUAAGGUGGGUAAGGCUAGUGCAGCAACUACUACUAAUAAGGUGAGUAAGGCUACUACUAAUAAGGUGAGUAAGACUACUACUACUAAUAGUAAUACUAACUCAAGUAAGUCGGCAAUGCCUUUGUUUCGGUUUAGCAUAGGUGGUGUAAGUAAUAGUAAUAAUAAGAGUGAUGUAUUGUGUAAGAGUAAGGGUAAAGGUGAUGUUAGUAAAAGUGACGUAGGUGUAAGUAAGAGUGACGUAGGUGUAAGUAAGGGCAAAACAGUCGGGCGGAAGGGCAAGCAGGUUAAGAAGAGUGAAGAAGUGGUGGUGAGUAGUGGUGAGUCCUUUAAGGAUCGGCUGAUGAUGGCUGGGGGUGUAAGUACUAAAAACGUAGUGGAAGAUAAGAAUUUAGGAGAUAAGAAUGUAGUGGAGGAUAAGAAUGUCGCAAUAGAUAGCGCGGCUGUAAGUGAGAUGGUAGAAGAUGUAAUAAUUAAGGAUGUAAUCGUAGAUAGUGGAGAUAAUGUUGGAGAUGUUGUGGUUGAUGGGGAUACGGUUGAUGAGGCUAAGAAGAUGACCACUCUUGGACUGUCUCUGGGUAGUGUAGUUAGAGGCCGGCGUAUGACAUUAGGAGGAGGAGUAAGUGGAGUGCUAGAGACUCCUUUGAAAAGAAGACGGGUGUCUCUGAAUACUUAUACCUUAUCACAAGAACAAAGACCUUCUAUCUUUAGCUUUCGACGUAAUAGUGUGGUCGAUGGGGAGCAGAUGUAUAAUGGAAGUGUAUCUCCAAGUGACUUUCAUAAACACUCUAAUGAAGAUCUGUGCACACGAGCUAGGAUUAAACAGGUGCUUAUUUGGUGCACUAAGUAUGUGUCUUGUCAGCUAGUGGAUGAACUGAAUGAAAUACCUCGAGAACGAGUUGUGGCUAUCUGUGAGAAGUACCUUAAGAAAAUACCCCGUUUGACUAUUAGUCAUCGGGAUGGAAUUAGUCAGCCGAUUGAAAGUACUGGUGUGCAAGAGGCUAUUAAUUCUUUGCAAGGUGACACUUAUCGCUAUGGAGUGGAGAUAGAGAAAUGGGAGAAGAUUUAUGGCCAGACAUUACGGGCCUAUCGGCUUACAAUGCCUUUGCUAGGAACGGGAGAGUCUCCGGUAACAAUGAUGGCUUCGGGUGGCGAGACAAGGUCUAUACUUGUCUCUUUUGAUAUGACACUCAUUCCGAGUUCCUCAUAUGAUGCCAUGUCGUUGCUGUUCCGGCGGAUAGAAAGUAUGCGUGCUGCGCUUAGUACAUCGAGAUACUUUGUGGUUUUGACUGCUGAGUAUAUUAAGAGAGUCACAACGUCUCUCUUGGAAGCAGCCCAUCCCCAGGAUAAGGCUCGAGCCAAUGCCCUUCUCCAGGCCCUCUGCCAAAUGGCUCGUAAAGAAAGAGUGUAA
Nematocida homosporus is the source of this 1689-nucleotide messenger RNA. RefSeq lists its product as uncharacterized. The coding region runs from base 1 to 1689 and encodes 562 amino acids. The transcript has a single exon. NCBI's taxonomy places the organism in Eukaryota, Fungi, Microsporidia. The record is from RefSeq and is a predicted model, not a curated record.